AUGUCGGUAUUUGCACGCUCGUCGUUUUCCGCUGCUGGUUAUGCGGCUUUCCGGCCAUCGUACCCGGCAUCACUCUACCAGACUAUUCUGGCAUAUCGCAACACCAAGUCAGCGACCGGCACGGCAUUGGAUCUAGGAUGUGGCCAUGGCCUCAUUUCUCGAGAGCUCAGCCCUCAUUUCGGCAAGGUCAUCGCUAUUGACCCCAGCGCCGGCAUGAUCAAGCAAGCAUCAGAGUCGACCAAGGACCCCAAGAUCACGUUCCGACAGGGCAGCUCCGAAGACCUCUCGUUCAUCGAGAGCAAGUCAAUCGACCUAGUCGUAGCGGGCCAGGCGGCGCACUGGUUCAACUACGAUAAAGUCUGGCCGCAGCUGGCCCGCAUCGUCAAGAGCGGCGGCACGCUCGCUUUCUGGGGCUACAAGGACAACAUCCUCAUCGGGUACCCGGAAGUCAACGAGAUAUUUGAUCACUUUUGCUACGGCGAGGGCAAAGCAUCCGCCCAGUUUCCCUAUGAAACAAUGGGACAGUACUGGGAGAAGCCGGGACGACAGAUUCUCCGUGACAAUCUCUCGGUGGUGGUGCCUCCGGAAUCGGAGUGGGAAAAGGUGAAGCGGAUUAUUUACGACCCCGACCGCAAGACAUCACAGAUCGGCGCAGACGUGGCGCCCGAGGCGGCGUGGCAACGUAAGAAUCUCAAGCUCGGCGAGUUCGAGGGCUAUGUGCGGACUUUCAGCGCGUACCGUGGCUGGCGUGAUGCGCAUCCCGAGGUCAAGAGCAGAGCGGAGGGCGGAACGGGUGAUAUUGCCGACGCAUUGUUUGACCGUCUAUUGGAGACGGUGCCGGAGUGGAAGGCCAAGGGUGAGGAGUGGCGGGACAUUGAGGUCGAGGCGGUCUGGGGCACGACGAUAAUCCUAGCCAAGAGGAAGUGA
Messenger RNA from Colletotrichum truncatum, 927 nucleotides. Its product is annotated as ubie coq5. NCBI's taxonomy places the organism in Eukaryota, Fungi, Ascomycota, Sordariomycetes, Glomerellales, Glomerellaceae. The record is from RefSeq and is a predicted model, not a curated record. Gene Ontology annotation, molecular function: S-adenosylmethionine-dependent methyltransferase activity.